AUGCAGGGAGCUACAGCUGUCGAGGAAAUUGACGUACUUUUGGUUGGUGCUGGCUUUGCCUCUUAUACACUACUCAACCGUCUGCGCCGGUUAGGAUAUAAAGUUGCCAUCUACGAGAAAGGUUCAGCUUCGGGCGGCAUUUGGUAUUGGAAUUGCUAUCCAGGAGCAAGAGUUGACUCCGAUACUCCCAUCUACCAGCUCUUCGACAAGGAGCUAUGGGAAGAUUUCACCUUCAGUGAACGCUAUGCUGGCUGGCAAGAGCUUCGCGAGUACUUUCAGUUCGUCGACAAGAAGUGGAAGAUCUCGGAACAUGUGACAUACAACAAGCACGUCGACGGUGCUGUCUUCGAUGAGUCGCGCCAUCAAUGGCUUGUCGAAUGCUCAGAUGGCACUGAGAUCUACGCCAAGUGGUUCCUGCCCUGCAUUGGCUUCGCAUCCCGCCGAUACACGCCUCCAUUCAAGGGUCUCAGCAACUUCAAGGGCGACAUCUACCACAGCGCCGUAUGGCCUCAGCACGGCGUGAACCUCAAGAACAAGCGCAUCGCGGAGAUUGGCACCGGUGCCUCAGGCAUCCAGAUUAUUCAGUCUGUUGGCGAUGCCGCCAAGGAAUUGACAGUCUACCUCCGCACCCCCAACAUGUGUCUGCCCAUGAACCAGCGCAAGCUUGACCCUCAGGAGGAGGAGCGCAAGAAGAAGGACGGUACAUACGAGCGCGAGAUCGAGAAGACUCGCCACACCUUCGCCGGUUUCACCUACGACUUCUUGGAGAAGAACACAUUUGACGACAGCGAGGAGGAGCGCGAGAAGGUGUACCGCAACUUGCUCGUCGAGGAGGGCGGCUUCCGUUAUUGGCUCAACACCUACAAGGACAUGCUCUUCGACACGAAGGCCAACAACGAGGCGUACAAGUUUUGGCGCAAGACCGUGCUCAGCCGCUUCAAGGAUCCCAACAGCGAGAAGGCCAAGAUCCUCGCCCCCGAGAUCCCGCCGCAUCCAUGGGGCACUAAGCGCCCAUCACUCGAGCAGCGCUUCUACGAGGUCGUGGACCAGGACCACGUCAACGUCAUCGACAUCAACCAGUCGCCCAUCACCGAGGUGACGGACAAGGGCAUCGUGACGGAGAAGGAGGGCCUCAAGGAGGUAGACGUCAUCAUCCUCGCCACGGGCUUCGACUCAGUCACGGGCUCCCUGGCGCAGCUCAACAUCCAGGGUACCACCGGCGGCACUAUCGCCGACCACUGGAAGGAUGGCACCAAAACGUCCAUGGGCAUCGCCAUGCCGGAAUUCCCCAACAUGUUUUUCCUCUAUGGGCCCCAGGCCCCGACCGCGUUCAGCAACGGGCCCUCGUGCACCCAGUUCCAGGCCGAGUGGGUCGAGAAGGUGUUUAAGCUCGUCAAGGAGCAGGGGAUUACGCGGAUGGAGGCCACUCAGGAGAGCGAGGACGAUUGGUCCCGCAGGAUGAAUGAUGAGUGGAACAAGAGUCUGUUCCCCCAGGCUAAGAGUUGGUAUCAGGGGGCGAAUAUCCCUGGGAGGAAGGUUGAGCCGCUUAAUUGGGCUGGUGGCAUGGUCGCGUACGUGGAGACGCUGGAUAAGUCGGUGCAGAAUGAUUUCCAGGGGUGGAAGAUUGAGAAGGGUACCAACAAGGCUUGA
Messenger RNA from Cyphellophora europaea CBS 101466, 1650 nucleotides. RefSeq lists its product as uncharacterized. The record is from RefSeq and is a predicted model, not a curated record. Gene Ontology annotation, molecular function: oxidoreductase activity. Lineage: Eukaryota; Fungi; Ascomycota; Eurotiomycetes; Chaetothyriales; Cyphellophoraceae. The coding region runs from base 1 to 1650 and encodes 549 amino acids. The transcript has 4 exons.